This is a messenger RNA of Theobroma cacao (cacao), 1832 nucleotides long. NCBI's taxonomy places the organism in Eukaryota, Viridiplantae, Streptophyta, Magnoliopsida, Malvales, Malvaceae. The record is from RefSeq and is a predicted model, not a curated record.
UCGUUAGCAAUAAUUUUUUUGCUGGAAGUCUACUUCAUCAUUUAACUCCGACAAUCAAUCCAUGGUUCAACAGAUUCUGAUUCCUUGAAUUUAUUUUCUCGCGAUUUUCAAUCAAAUAAUAGAAGAAAGAACAGAAACAACUAUAAACAGAGCAUACUAUUCAUACUAUCAUGUUUCCAUUUCAAAGAGAAACAAAGCUCUGUAAGGAAUAAACAUGAAGCUAAUGAAUAUAGCUGCUGUAGCGAGCAUACUGGUUUUGUUGGCUUGCGCGCCAUGGUGCGCAUACUCGCAGGAGCGGCUCCUUGUUCGGAUGACUCUGGUUCGAAACGCUCCUGCUCUUGGUGCCUUUUGCUUAGAUGGGAGCCUGCCAGCGUAUCAUCUACACAGAGGAUUCGGCAAUGGAGCAAACAAUUGGAUUUUGUUCUUUGAGGGAGGUGGGUGGUGCGGACACAGAGAGCAAUGCUUGGACAGAGCCAAAACGAGCUACGGAUCAACAAAUCACAUGAACAAGUGGGCAAUUUUUUCCGGUAUCUUAAGUAACAACGCCUCCCUCAAUCCAGAUUUUUACAAUUGGAACCGAGUGAGGCUGAGAUAUUGUGAUGGAGCCUCAUUUGCUGGAGAUGGCAAGUUUGCUAAUGGGACAUCGUUGCUUUACUUCAGAGGGCAAAAAAUAUGGGAAGCAAUCAUUCUUGAUCUUCUACCCCAAGGCUUGGCAAAUGCACAUAUGGCUUUGCUAGCAGGUUGCUCAGCUGGGGGUCUGGCGACCUUUCUGCAUUGUGACAACUUCACCAGGAUGUUACCGAAUGCUAGUGUGAAUUGCUUGAGUGAUGCUGGUUUUAUCCUGGACGAAAGAGAUGUAAGUUUGAACCACACCGUAAGGUCUAUCUUUGAAGAUAUAGUUUCUCUUCAGGGAGUAGAGCAAAAUCUUGAUCCCAAAUGCACCAAGUCCAUGAACUAUCCUAAGCUGUGCUUCUUUCCACACUAUGCCUUGAAAUAUAUCACAACUCCAUUUUUUGUCUUGAACUCUGCUUACGAUGUAGUCCAAUUUCAUCGAUUUUUGGUGCCACCUUCUGCUGAUGUUGAAGGAAAAUGGAAACACUGCAAGCAUGAUCCAGCAGCAUGCAGUGCGGACCAGAUAGCUAUAUUGCAAGGUUUCAGGCGUGACAUGCUUGAAGCAUUGAAUUUCUUUCUUAAAGAUUCACAUAGAGGGGGAACUUUCAUAAAUUCAUGCUUUGCCCAUUGCCAAAGUGAUGCACAAGAAUCAUGGUUUGCCGUUAAUUCUCCAAGAAUACACAAUAAGACCAUUGCUGAAGUAGUUGGUGAUUGGUACUUCACCAGAAGAGAAGCAAAGGAGAUUGAUUGUGAAUAUCCUUGUGACACAACGUGCCACAACCUAAUGCCAGUGCCUCAGUCUGAAGUGCAAACAUUGCAGAUUUCAUUGAUGAUUCAUAAAUAAGUCGAAAAAGACAAUUACAAGCUUCCCCUGUUCUCAAAGAGUUGAACCUUUUUGGUGGCUUCUUAUUGAGGGGGAUGCUAAAAGGAAGUAUUGGAUUAGAAUACGUCAGCAGAUUUUAUUAGACUUGCACAAGUAGUCAUACAUGCUUUAAUACACUACGUCAAAAAGGUCGAUAUACCAUUCAUUGAUAUACGUCCCUCGCAACAUUUGAUCAGAAGAGACCUUAGCGUAUUAGAAGAGCUUAUGCUAAAUGUAAUUUGCUUGCUGAGCCAAAUUGCCUUACAGGGUACGGACUGUGCAAAAUGUGGUUCAGUUGGCAACAAAACCUUGACAUCAAAAGCUGGUUCCCAUGACAGGAUUUGGAGCAAGUACUCAA